Messenger RNA from Lotus japonicus, 442 nucleotides. RefSeq lists its product as uncharacterized. The record is from RefSeq and is a predicted model, not a curated record. The transcript has 2 exons. The coding region runs from base 167 to 442 and encodes 91 amino acids. Lineage: Eukaryota; Viridiplantae; Streptophyta; Magnoliopsida; Fabales; Fabaceae.
AAAAAACAACUAAAUGAACAAAAAAAAUAUAAUAUUAGAAAGAUGAAAAAAAGAAAAACUAUAAUCAUGUUCAUGCAUCUUUGGCUAUAGUUGAAAAACUGCAGCAAAGGGAACGCAAACUCUCAAUCGAGUUGGUGCUGAUCAGAACAGCGGAAUCGAAGUGAAGAUGAGUUUCAUAAUGGAAUUCGCGGAGAAUUUGAUUUUGAAGCUGAUGGAAGAUCCAGAGGACAGGGAUCGCAGAUUCAGGGAGCAUGUUUACAAGGUGAAGGAUCGAUGUGCGAAGACGAAGGAGAUGUGGAGCUACCCUAUGAGACCCUAUGGGUUCUGGACAUUCGAACGCCACAAUUCUCAGCUCGCGUGGGAUGCUCAGAUUAGCCAAGUUGCUGGCAGAAGGGACCCUUAUGAUGAUAUGCUCCGUCAUUAUCCUCCAACUCCUAAAUGA